AUCGAGCGGCUUCUUUCGUUGUUUUUUUAAUUCUUUGAAGAAGCUCUUCGUUGUUGGUCAUGCCUUCCAACGAGCUCCGCAAUCACCGGCAUGGAUGUGCUCCACCUUCUUCAAUGGUUUCCUUCUCGUCCCUUGAGCCUCUCCCGGCCCCGCUCUCACCUACCUGUUGCCUCUGCCGCUGCCGCGAAGAAAUCAGCGCUGCCGCCAGACGGAGCUCUCAAGGGUGGAUGGGUUCUCAAGAUAUUGCGAGUGGGAUCACUCUUCGCCGAAGGUGAGCAGAAGAAGAGGGAAGCCAUUGAUGGCGCUUUGGAGGGUGAUGAGAUGGAGAUGGACGUGAAUGGUGAUGAUCGGUGUGUUGAUUGUGGGUGUGCUUGUGGAGAUGAAGAGACGACUGCGGAGUUUGAUAGGGAGUCUUUCUCGAGGUUGCUCCGAAGAGCGUCUCUUAUGGAAACCAGACUCUAUGCCAAGAUGUCGUAUUUGGGCAGCCUUGCCUACUGUAUUCCACGGAUCAAGUCAGAACACCGGCUCAGACGCCAUGGAUUGCGCUUCGUCACCUCAUCAUUUGACAAGAAGGAAGCCAAAUCUUUAGCCGCUGAGAAGGAAGGGACACUAAUUCAAGAUUCACAGCCAAAGGAAAAGACUCCUGCAACUGCAACUGCAACCAAGGAAUGUGUGCAUGAACAUAGAAAAGAUCGUGAAAUUAGCGCCCCUGCAGCCUAUCACAUUGCAGCUUCAGCUGCUGCUUACCUGCAAUCUCAAACAAGGGGCUUUCUUCAUUUGAGAUCUCCCAAUGUUAAUGUAGGCAAGGAUUCACCUGAACUCGGCAUCAAUAAUGAAGGUAAAGAUGAGGAGAAUAUGACUGCUAAGAUGGCGUCUUUCAUUGCCACCAAGGAUUCAGUUACAGCAAUGGUCGCUGGGAAGGAGGAGAUGAAACAAGCGUUGGCCAAUGAUUUAAGUUCAUCAAAUUCAUCGCCUUGUGAAUGGUAUAUCUGCGACGAUGAUCAUAGCGGCACUAGAUAUUUUGUUAUUCAGGGUUCUGAAACACUAGGCUCUUGGCAAGCAAACCUUCUGUUUGAGCCUAUUGAAUUCGAGGGAAUGGAUGUUCUUGUGCAUAGAGGAAUCUAUGAGGCUGCCAAAGGAAUCUACUCGCAAAUAUUACCAGAAGUUCGACAGCAUUUAGAAUCACAUGGUGACUCUGCUACCUUUCGAUUCACCGGGCAUUCUCUUGGUGGUAGUCUCUCUAUGCUUAUUAAUCUCAUGUUACUGAUUAGAGGUGAAGUACCAGUUUCAUCCUUACUGCCUGCUGUAACCUUCGGCGCGCCAUCCAUCAUGUGUGGCGGUGACUACCUUCUCCGCAAGUUAGGCCUACCUCAAACUCAUGUCCAAUCUGUAAUGCUACAUCGAGACAUAGUUCCUCGAGCCUUCUCUUGCAUCUAUCCAGACCACGUUGUCGAUAUUCUCAAGGCGAUCAAUGGAAAUUUCCGCCAUCAUCCAUGUCUCAACAAGAAGAAACUGCUGUAUGCUCCAAUGGGAAAACUAUGGAUCCUGCAACCAGAAGACAAGUUCUCACCACAGCACCACCUUCUCCCUGCUGGUAGUGGCCUGUUCCUUCUUGAUAGCAAUUCAUCAGCAGAUUGUGCUGAUGCAUUGCCGUUGUUGCAGUCUGCUUGGUUUGCAUUCCUGAACACACCGCACCCUCUCGAGAUCCUUAUUGACCGAAAUGCAUAUGGUUCUAGAGGGAGUGUGAUCAGAGACCAUGAUGUGCAUGGCUAUUUGAAAUCUUUGCAAGGUGUGAUCCAUCAGGAGCUUAGGUUCAUCAGAACAACAAACCGGAAACAGGGUCUUCGUACUGGGUUGAGCUCUAAAAGUUUCGGAAUUUACAAUGCCAUCUUUCAUGGAGGAAAGGAGACAUUGAAAAGAUUAAGCAAGCUGAUUACAUCUCAGAGCAUGCAGAUAUUAGUUAUUUUUUUAGUACCUAUAGGAUUAUUAUUUUCUGGGGCAUUAGUGGUUGCCAUUUUGGUUUGAUCUCAUUGUUGAUAAUUGAAAAUUUUUCAUUGGUUUACCAUUAUAGGUGCAAUUUUUUUCUUCUUUUCUCCUGUGCAAAAACGAGGAGGAUAGAACAUGUAAACAGGCACAGUAUCACAAAUUUUAAUUACUAUUGUGGAUUUCAUUGUGCAA
Dioscorea cayenensis subsp. rotundata (Guinea yam) is the source of this 2178-nucleotide messenger RNA. Its product is annotated as phospholipase A1 PLIP2, chloroplastic-like. The transcript is spliced from 5 exons. Gene Ontology annotation, molecular function: glycerophospholipid phospholipase A1 activity. Gene Ontology annotation, biological process: lipid metabolic process. The record is from RefSeq and is a predicted model, not a curated record. Lineage: Eukaryota; Viridiplantae; Streptophyta; Magnoliopsida; Dioscoreales; Dioscoreaceae. The coding region runs from base 91 to 2025 and encodes 644 amino acids.